AUGGAUGGUAGGGAGGCAGAGGGAACAGAAACAACUACCAAUGAUCGUUCCAGCCCUUCUGCUACGAUGGACUCAAAUUUAAGUGAAGACUCAAGCAGCAACUGUAAAGAUUUAGAUUUGCUGAACGAAAGUCGCAAGCAAUUUCAUCUGGGUAGAAAAAUAGCAAUUAAAAACAUCCCAGUCACAACCAACGAGGAGGUUGAUCUUUUCCUUGGUGAAUAUGAACUAGAAGAGAUCAAUAUGAAAAGCGAAGAAAAAGAAGCUGUGGUUACUUUAAAAAAUGGAAAGGAUGCAGAAAGCAUAUUUGAAGAAUUAAAUCAAGCAAGAAUGCUGGACCACACAAUUACCAUAUCGAUCUUAGCAACAGAUCGCCUGUUAUGUAUAGCUCAUCUUCCACUUGAUUUUACCGACAAGGAACUGAGGACAAUGGUCUACCCUCUUGGUACUUUUCUAAAGUGCUUCAUGUUCCGAGCAGAUGACACAGGCCAAAGUAAAGGCUAUGGCCUGGUAGAGUUUAAGACCAGUCUUGAAAGAACAAAACAAAUAGCAGAAGAAUUAGACUGGAGAGAAGUGCAAGGACACAAGAUCAACUGUGAUGUCAUCAGUCAACAAACAAGCUCUGCCUACCAGCACCUCCACUCUCGUUGUCUACUUGUAGAUAAUCUCCCUUUGGAUUACAAAGAUAAUUCCCACUUCAGGGAAAUUUUCAGCUGCCACGCAAGUCCCAUAUAUUGCCAGGUUGUAUUAAAAGAAGGGGAGCCCCUUGGUUUUGGUAUUAUUGAGUAUGCUGACCCAAAGGAUGCACAGACUACACAGAAACAGCUAAAUGGCUACAAACUACAACAAACAACCCUCAGGGUCACCUAUUGUAUUCCAGGAAAGUCUGCUGUGGAGAUGUGUAGCAAACUGCUUGUCAAGUUUGAUGAAGUAUCCUCCUCCAAGCCCAGUUUGUUGCCAGACCCAAUAUUCCCCAAUCCUUCUGUGCUGAACCAUCCCCUUGUGCUGGAUCUCUGUGACCAGCAUACUCAGUUGAUGACACAUUUUAAAACUGCCCUUCACCAGCUUCAGCAAACUUAUGUCACACAAAUGAACUUGAAAUCAUCAAAGCCAGGUUUACUGGGACCAGCUCCAUCUAUAGGCAUGAGUCCAUUGAUGAACCCCAACAUGCAGCUGGGUCUGAUCAUACUUCUGGCUUUACAGACACAGGCUCGGUCACAGCACCAGGUGAGUGUUGUUGGUCCAUUGAACUUACUUCCCUUGCUUGGUAACCAGCAAUCAGGUGAAAAACCAUCAAUACUUGGGGAUCCUGUCUCAGCUCAGGCCAACAUUAUACUACAAAACCUUAUGUCUCAGUUAUCACCUUCUUCUACAAACUCUCCAACAGGGGGCAGCACUGGCGCAUCAAAAUCAGAGGAGAGUUCCACAUCACCAUUAUUACAAUCACUGGCUUUUAACAUUCAAAAUCUCAACUUGGGCUGGCUAACAAAUCUCGGCCAGCUGUCGUCUUCCGCUCAAUUCAGACAACAAUUAAAUGCUGGCAUAAAACCAUUAAUGAAAGCAGAGAAUAAACACAUGCCUCCUCCUCUUAUACCACCAAACUUUAAAGGUCAUUUUGAUAGAGACAUGACCAAAUCUAGUUCACCAGGAGGACUUUUGGGGGAAGCCCCGAGGCAUGACCAAAUGAAAAUGUCACAUAAUUUCAUGAAUAAUAUAAAGAUGUUGGUUGGUCAGAAGAAGAUAAUGCAAUCGAAUGAAACACCAAGUCUUUUGGACGGAAAUUUCUCUCGUCAAAGUGGUCAAGGAUCAUCUGGGCAUGGUAGACAUGGACCGUCCAGAUAUAGUCAGAGUGGUUAUAGACAAUCUGGUUAUGAUCAACACAGUGGUCAAGGUGGUGAUCGACUAUCAGCUGACCACUAUAGCCAAGGGGGUGGUGAUCCCUCAGGCGACGGUUAUGUCCCCAGUAAACAGCAGCCUAAUAAUCAGGCCACUAAAGGCAUCAAGUCUUUGUUGGGAGAACCACCAUCUCUAGUACCCAAGAGACUACCUAGUCUUGGAGAUGGACUGUUGCCAGAGCCGGGACGAGGCUCAGACUAUGGUGCUCACCAGGACAGCUAUCCUACAUCAGGACAGAGUGACUAUAAGAGGAAGACUUAUGAUGAUCAGAGUUAUGGUGGCAGGACGGGAGAUAACUCCAGCAAAGAUGAUUCUGGAUAUGGUGGUUACAGUCGAUAUGGGUCUACCUCCUACGACAACUACUACAGUGACAGCAGCUUCAACUCAGGCCGGGCUGACUCCAGCUUCAAUUCACAGAGUAACUCAAGUCUACUAUCACGAUCUGGCAGUACUAGCUACGACAAAGGUUAUGACUUCUACCAACAGCAGGAAAACACUACGAGCACUGAUUCUGAUUAUGAGAGCAUGGCGGCCAAGGCUAUGGCUUACGCUGCAGCAACAAACACUGGGUACCAAGGUAUGAUGGGAGAUAACAAUGGCUACUACAACAGUGAUGGGAACUAUGACAGCUAUACAAGUGUAAAGGGAGGUAACUAUGGUAGUUACAGUGAUAAUGGUGUAGAUAGUGAUAAAUACAGACAAUACACUGGUUCUAGUGAGGAUAUGGGUAGUUAUGCACCCUACAACAAUAACAGCAGAGACAGCUACAAAAAUGAUGUCUAUCAGUCAUCACAAAUGAAUCGCCAGAACGAUAAAUCAUCUCUUCUUGGCACACCUAAAGGUCGUGCUCCACUGCCACGGAGUCGGCAGGGAGUGCCACCUACUAGUAACACUUCAGUUAAUCCAUUAUUAUCUACACCGGGUGGUGGCUCACAAGGUCUCCUGGCCACACCAGGGGGAAGUCCCCAGAGUCUCUUAUCAGCACCAGGAGGUAAAUCCAGCUCACCUCAUCCCCUCCUGUCAACACCCCCAGGUGUAUCUGCCUUUUCCAACACAGAAGGCAGACAGACAACCAGUCUGUUAGGGGACAAACCACGAUAUGUAGGAGGUUCUUCAGGCAAACCAUACCAGUCAGACCUCCCAGGCCUUCUAGGCAGCCGGCCCUCAGGAGCAGCAGGUCUUUUAAAGACACCAGUGGGACAGAAGAGAAGUUACAGUCACCUGUUACCAGCCCCAGAACCCAGCCCCGAGACGGAGUACAUAGGGCAACACUCACAGGGGAUAGGUGGACAUUACGCAGAUUCUUAUUCCUCUAACAAACGGCAGCGACUGGACGCAGCUGGGGCAAGCAAGAGCUACAUCUCCAGGCAUUGAGGAGAUCCCAAGGAAGUUUAUACCAGGAAUUAUUGAGAUGUGUCAGACAAACCAGUCUGAGUGCUUCACCAAGAGUGUAAGAGGCAGCUUCACAUUUAUAAGGUUAUAAAAUACCUUAUAAAUUUUUGCUUAAUGCGCAUAUCACUGAAACAGAUUUACUAUUUCAUUAUUCCAUGAUGUAUGCUCAUAUCAGUAACAGCAGUCUCACUAUCCUGGAAAACUUGUUGGUUUAA
This is a messenger RNA of Ylistrum balloti, 3500 nucleotides long. Its product is annotated as ribonucleoprotein PTB-binding 1-like. Gene Ontology annotation, cellular component: cytosol. The record is from RefSeq and is a predicted model, not a curated record. The coding region runs from base 1 to 3267 and encodes 1088 amino acids. Gene Ontology annotation, molecular function: mRNA binding. Lineage: Eukaryota; Metazoa; Mollusca; Bivalvia; Pectinida; Pectinidae. The transcript is spliced from 15 exons.